This is a messenger RNA of Hippoglossus stenolepis (Pacific halibut), 4395 nucleotides long. Its product is annotated as docking protein 2. Gene Ontology annotation, biological process: positive regulation of MAPK cascade; cell surface receptor protein tyrosine kinase signaling pathway. Gene Ontology annotation, cellular component: cytoplasm. The record is from RefSeq and is a predicted model, not a curated record. NCBI's taxonomy places the organism in Eukaryota, Metazoa, Chordata, Actinopteri, Pleuronectiformes, Pleuronectidae.
AAAGAGAGGGUGAAGCUCUCCGCCCUGAACAAAGUUAAAGAGAGAGAAAAGAGGAGAGGAAUCAGAAGUCGAGAGCAGGAAGAAGUGAUUAAAAGAGGAAGUUUGAAGUGUUUUUAAAAAGAACAAGAAAAAGAAGAAACAGAAACAGAAGUGAAGAGGAGAGGAGGAGGAGAAGAGAAAGACGAGGGGGAGAGGAAGAGAAGAGAACAGGAGAAAAUAAAGAGGAGAAAAAGAAGAGGAACAGAAGUGAAGAGGAGAGGAGGAGGAGAAAAGAAAGAGGUGAAGUUACAGAGUGGUGAUGGACGAGGACAUCAGGAAACAGGGGAUUCUUUAUCUCCAGCAGCAGAGGUUUGGAAAGAAGUGGAAGCGUGUGUGGAGCGCCCUCUACAGGGACAGUCCUUGUUCCAUCUCCAGACUCGAGUUCUUUGACUGUAAAGAUGGAGGAGUCGAGAAAAGUCUGCGCAAACAACAGGAACACAAGAAGGUGAUUCGUCUGUCAGACUGUAUCCGGGUAUCGGAGGUGGAAGUGGACGGAUGUCCCAGAGACACUGGACCGUUCCUGGUGGAGACAACAGAAAAGAUUUACGUUUUUGCUGCAGAAAGAAACCAGGUGGACGACUGGACACACAAACUGUGUGAGAUAGCCUUCCCUAUGAGCUGGACAGAGCACAGCGUGAAGCGAGGCAGCAUGCAGAGAGGAACCAGGGUGGAGGAAGACGAGGGGAUGGAGGACAACUCUUUGUACAGCGGCAGACAAACAGUGCGUGACUUCAGAGUGUGUGUGCGGAGGACGGAGGCCUCGGAUCACUGCAGACUGAAGGGAGACGUAGUCCUGCGAGUGGACAUGGACGCUCUUCACCUGCUCAACAAGACAGGAGACGUCAUGUUUACAUGGCCGUACAAAUUCCUGAGACGCUUUGGACGAGACAAGUCGACCUUCUCCUUUGAAGCGGGGCGGAGGUGUGCGUCCGGCGAGGGCAGUUUCGAGUUUGACACCAAACAGGGCAACUUCCUGUUUCAGGUGGUCGAAUCGGCCAUCCAACUGCGGAGGACUGCCCCCCCCCACAGACAGACUUCUGGGGGGGGGCAGCUGAGUCCAGAGACCCCCCACAACCUCAACCUGCCCCCCCCACCCCAGAGCAGGACGCUGCUGCUGCCACCUCAACCCCGCAUUCAUAUCCCACAACCCCCUGCGGCUCAGGCUGAGGACGCUGUGUACAGCACAGUGACGGAGCAUCAUCUCAUGAGUCAUCACAAAGAGAGCUCCACCCCUUCACUGCAACAGCAGCGCCCCCAGCUGUGUCGUCUGGAGCCUCCUGUCGACAAAGUCCUGACCGGCGUGAAGAGUUUGUCUCUAGACACUCGCGGUCUCCCCGUCCCCCGAAAGAACCAGGUCAAGAUGAUCUCCAGCUGCCCUCUGCCCCACGCCGAGCCCAGCCCCCCCCUAGGCUCCACCCCCUCCCACGACUCCAGUCAGAGCCCUAAACUGAGCUCCAAUCCCAAACCGGAACAGACCUACGCCCAGAUCACACAGCCCGCCCCCAGAGAGCGAGGCUCCAAGAGGGAGAGAAGGGAGGGAGGAGGCAGCCUGGCUCCGCCCUGUAACCUCCCUCAAAUCAACCCGGAGCCAGAGUACUCCCUCCCCUUCGACACCAUCGCCAAGAACAUCAUGGUGGACAUCCUGAGCUCCCAUCAGGCUCUUGUGUCUGAGUCCGGCGCUGACCCGCUUUAUGACAGCAUCGACGAGAUAAAGAUCAGAAACAUCUUCCAUAGCAAAGACGACGCCCCCGAACCAACGCACAGGAAGGUAGAUCACAUCUACGACGAGCCUGAGGGCUGCGCCGUCGCCACCGAUGCCACCGGAGGGCAGAAAUCCACUGUCCCUACCGCAGUGUACGAUGACCCCGAGGAGAUGAGAGGAGAUGCCUGGAGGAACAUGGGUACAGCUGAUGACCCCAAAGGUCACGAGUACCCGUACGAUCCCCGGGUGGAUGACUACGCCGUGCCCAAACGACCCAAGAGGGCAUUUCCUGUCACACAAGACACCAACAAAGAAGAAGAAGAAGACGAGGGACGUGAGCAGGAGGAGGAGGAGCAGCGAGACUCACAGUACACCAACAUCAUGGUGAAGAUGUAGAGACUUCAUCAUCACGCGUCCGAUCAAUUCUUCAGGGUUGGACUGGUUUCCGUUUCAUGUUGCAGAUUUUUACCUUGAAUUAUUUCAGUUAAUGUAACGAGCAGUUGUCUCACCUCACUGCCCCCUGUCGACUGAAACUGGUGAUGAUGUGAUGCUGCAGCAGAGACCAAUUAACUAAUAACCAGACUAACAACUUUAAUUCAUUAUUUGUAUCCACAGGCAGAGGUGGGAAGUAACAGAGUACAAAUACUUUGUUACUGUUUAUUUUAAAAUUGAUUUUCCUGACGACUUUUUACUUUUACUCUACAUUUGAACACAAAUAUCUGUACUUUCUACUCCUUGCAUUCUCAUAACCUGGGGAGAGGCACAGGUACCAGCACUGUGCAGCUUGUCAACAAACUCGUUUUGCAGAGUUAUCAAAAGAGGCAUCGUGUAUCAUUGAAGUUCAAAUUCUUUUUUACUUUUGUACUUAAGUACAUUUCAGACCCUGUACUUUCUUACUUUUACUUGGGUAAAGGAGAUGAAUCAGUACUUCUACUUUUACCAGAGUCUUUUUUUACACAAGUAUAUGUACUUUUACUUAAGUAAAGAAUGUGAGUACUUUUGCCACCUCUGUCCACAGGUUGAUCGCUCAUCUUCACACAAAUACAACGAUCAAUAUCUGAAACAAGAAAGAAAUAAGAAACCAAACUCAAACCGAACUGUUUGAUUCAUUAUCAGCAGUGAAUUCAUAAUUAAACGUUAUAUCUCAGCUCUGCAGCAGGGAGAGAUUCAUCCUGCAGGGGGCAGCACAACAUUUGCUUAGUAGUUUUUGCACAUUGUUAAUUGUAUUGAAACUCUACUCACAGGCCAAAUGAGACUCAACACUUGGAACUAAGUCUCUCACUUCUAUGUCAAAUAAAACUCUGCAUCAAAAUCCAACGACCCUUUUUCAAAUGGCAUUUGUGCAAAAAAUAAAAAUCACAAACACCAUUUGAAUCAAAGCAGCAACAACACACUGACGCACUUUAUACAAAACACUGCUGUGUUUUCUCAGGCGCCUGUGACAGAUUGUCACAGUAAAUCUACUCAAUUUCAAUCAACACAAAUAAUCCUUACGUCUGAUUGUCGUGUUUGCGUCCACAUCACAAGCAAUAUGGCGAGGCCCUGCUGCAUCCAACCCUGGACCGACCCCACCUCUCCACAUGCCUCUUCCUUUGUUCGCACACCUUUCUGCACCAGGCUGAAAGAGUUCCUAUUAGAUUGAGAAAUGGGGAGUAAGGGGGUGAGUAUAUAACUUGGAAGUUAUUGUGGUUUGUGACCUGGUCCCAGACCAGAGCUGCCUGGUGGAAAGCGACAUCCCUGAUGACGACAAACUGCACUGCUGCGUCCUGUAGUGCAUCAAGAAAUGUGAUCUCACGCUGUAUUGUAGGGACCGAGGGUGUCAUGGUGAUGGAGCCGUCUUGCAGACUUAUGAUGAUGCACACGGUGAUAUUUCCUCCACGCCGGACAGAGACGUCCACAAUGGCCCUGUCGUCCUCCUCCCCUCUCUCCUCCUCUCUCUCCUCCUCUCGCUCCUCCUCUCGCUCCUCCUCUCGCUCCCACUGCCUCCAUGUUUGCAAAGUUCUCACUAAAGAGGUGAUGUCAACUGAGGCCUGUUUGUAGAGCUAAGGCUCCGACUGGUGUUCAAUAAGGUUAUGAAGUGUUUCUGUGUGUGUGUCAUUUUGAAAUGAAAUGUUUUCUCCUUUUUGAAUGUAGUAACUAAUAUAAGAAAGUGUGUGAAGUGUGUUGCAGAAUUACAAUCAAAGUUCAAAGCAGAAAAUGUGUUUGUACUUUGGUGCCUUUGUUUAAGGAAUUGUAGCAAAAAGUGAAGGUUUUAAGCUUUUAUGUGUGAGCAAUGGUAACGACUGCCGAGGAACACUGAUCUUAUCAAUGUUUGUGAUUCAAUGAUUUUGUGAGAGAAAUGUGAGAUGUCAAAUUCUCUUCCUUUAAAUGAAUCAGAUUCAUUUUCGUCAGUUGUUUUAAAUCAGAGUUGUGGACCUUUUGUUUAAUCUCUCGUAUGAGUAUCUUCAUUCCUGUAACAUGUAAAGAGAAUAUGAAUAAAUUCAUAUUCUAUUAGCAGCUCAUGUAAACAUCACAAUGCAAAUAAUGUCCAUUAUCAUGUAUUCUACAUAAUGUCUGUGAUGUAGAGAUGUACAAGUAGAGGGCGACACAGACACAGAUUUCACUCCUUCAUGUUCUCCUGUCGUCACUUUUUCAUAAAGUCUGUAAAAACUGUU